This is a messenger RNA of Notothenia coriiceps (black rockcod), 635 nucleotides long. Its product is annotated as snake venom metalloprotease inhibitor 02A10-like. The record is from RefSeq and is a predicted model, not a curated record. The annotation marks the transcript as partial. Lineage: Eukaryota; Metazoa; Chordata; Actinopteri; Perciformes; Nototheniidae. The transcript has 2 exons.
AGGGAACUCGAGAAGGGACUUGAGAGGGAACUAGAGAGGUGCCUUGAGAGGGAACUCGAGAAGGGACUUGAGAGGGAACUUUUGUCGGUCGGUACGCCGACAGGACACGGGGAGCUGGGAUCGGCCGGAACGCCGACAGGACACGGGGAGCUGGCGACGACCGGAGAGCCAGUACUGGAGCCGAAACCAUGGCUGCUGGGGCCAGAACUGGGGCUGGAACCAUGGCUGUGUGGGCCGGUUCUGGAGCCGGAACCAUGGCUGCUGGGGCCAGAACUGGGGCUGGAACCAUGGCUGCUGGGGCUGGUGAUGGAGCCAGAAACAUGGCUGCAGGGGCCGGUGCUGGAGCCGGAAAGAUGGCAGCAGGGGCCGGUGCUGGAGCCGGAAACAUGGCUGCAGGGGCUCGGGCUGGUAGCCUGGACCUGGGUCUCCUUCUCUUAGGAGCCUUUUGGAGGCUCUGUGGACCUCCAAAAGCCAGAAGAGACCCAUCAAAAGCGUUCUCGAAAGAAGCUAUGUUGGGAACUGUGGCAGGCAGGGGGUUAGCAUGCCUGGGGCUAGCAGGCCGGGAAACGCAUGUCUGGAGGAAGUCCAUAAUCCAGCCAGGUAAGAACUUCACUAACCCUGGUUUCUCUGUUGCC